UGAAUAGAAUAACUUAGCUUAUCAUUUAGGCUUGGUUCACUAUGAAUCAAGAGUUCACUUACUCAAAUUAUCAUCCAAACCUUGUUGUUGUACAACCAGGUACACAACAAUUGGCAUCAGAGCCGUUUCUUUCCGCACAAAUUUAUCCAAUUUUUUUCAUAUCAAUCUAGGUAUUAUUUGAUUCAAUUUAUUAGGGAUUUGAGGAAUCAAUUAGUGGCGCAAAAUAACGCUUAUCUGCAUUUAUGUGAAUUAAAGAGGAAACGUCAAGAGCUGCUGAACGAUGUAAAUUCACCAACUCGAGGUUUAAAUCUUCUGCUAAUGUAAUAUCUCAUCUCCAUCGCUAAGAGCAAGUGGGAAUCAUUUAUACCACCACAAUCAGAAGCAGAAAUUAUUGAUGAAGUUGUGAAUCUUGAAUCUACAAAGAAGGAGGAGGAGGUUUUCGUUGACAAAUUGGUAUCUGAAUUCGGUGAAGAUAUUACUCCAAAUUCUGCUUCGGUUGCUACUACAUAUUCAAUUUUAGAUUCAAAUCCAAUUUCUGGUUCCAAAACCGAUUCAUAUAAGGGUUUAAAUGGGUUUUCAAAAUCAACCUCAACCAUUGAAGAGUCUGCUAUCUCAUUUGGUGAUUUCACGGUCUCGACAUCGGAGGAAAUCAAAUCAAUUCCUAACGGUGUUGUUGAAGAAAGUGCUUCUCUUGAUUCUGUCGAUGAAGAAGAUGAUUCUUCCGAUUUACAAUUGAUUUCUCCAUUUUUCUUCGUUGAAAACGAUGCUGAUGAUUCAACUGAGGAUAUGAGUUUUCAGUUUUCAGUAAUUGAUAAAACUGAAGUGAAUAAUGUUGAAAGGAAAUAUCAGAUCAAAUGGGGUAAGUGUUUUUCCAUUAUUCUAGAUUCUUCUCGUAUCACUUUUGAUCCAGGAAAGUAUAUCAACCUUAUUCAGAGGUUUUGUUAUUUAGCUGGUGUUUAUGAAUUUGGUUUUGCUACAAUUACUUCAUUUUCUUAUGCACUAUAUGGGUGUUCAAUUUUAAUGGGGGAAUGCGAUGGAAAUUAUGUGUAUAAGCUAGUCUCUAAGAAUGGGUACUGGGAAGAUUCAUGGUCUGGUGAUUCAAUUGUUUGUAGACUAACUAAUGGGGGUGUUUUUAGUACUGCUCAAAUGUUUUUUGUUCAAAUUUCAAAGAGAGACACAAUUUGGUUGGAUAGAAUGCUUGAGACUGUAUUGCGGAGCUGAAAUGAUGGUGUUUUUUGUUCCUAUCCUUCUUUUGUUUAUUCUGGUUCCGUAUUUGAUCAUGGUAGAGGGUACUUUAAUUUUGCUGAUGCUUAUAGAAUUGGUUUUGAUACUCAUAGUUCUGACUUGAUUGUUCUUAUUGAGUUGAUUUUCAUGAAUGAGUGCAAUAGAAAUUGUGUUUACAAGGUAAUUAAAAGACAUGGGUAUCGAUUGAAAUGGUUGUUUCAAAAUUCUGUUGUCCUGGAGUUUGUUACAAUUGGUGAUAGGGGUCAGUUGUUUUCGAAAUGGUCACAAGGAAAUAAUAUAACACCGAAUACUCAAUUUUCUAUGUGCUUGCUAAUGUGUGAUAUUAAAAAUGCUUAUGAAUUGUCUCCUCAAAUGCUUGAUUUAUUGGAAAAGGAAAAUUUUCUUUUGCAGCUGAAGUAUGUUUUGCCUAAUGCGAUUUCGAUUCGUCAGUUUGAGUCUUUGGGUAUUGGUUGUAUUCGCAAAGAAGUUUUUGGCCCAGCAACUGCAUGUUCUAAUCAAGUGAUCAAAGUCUUGACUUCAGCUAGUUCUCGGAAAUUUUCUUGUCAUAUUCCAUUGUGGAGUUACGAUAUAGUUUUUCCUUCUACUGCAGUGGUUUUCUAUGAGUUAUUAAUGAUUCUAAUUGCUAGACGAGGAGAUGAUAUUCUACUUGGUGAAUUGUUGAGGGUUAUUGUUGUUGAACAUGGUCAUACAACUAUGUUGUCAAAACUUUUCCAGGAGUUUCACUAUAUGUCGAUGCUCAUUUUCUCAGUUCCCACAAGUGUAAGAGUUUUUUCACUGUUCUCGAGAUUCGGUUACUUAUUACCUGUACCUUAUGUUUCCAACAGUUGUAUGAUGCCAGUGGGUAUUCUAAGGGGAACUCCGAUCUUAGUCGAGGUGUUGUUGUUUUCACUUGGUUUUUUAAUGAGAUACUUGAAGAAUCUAGCUCCACAGUGGGUGGCAUGGAUCAAGGCUGGAGAAAUCAAGCCUCUUAUGUGCUAUCCCUUCAAUUGAAGUAAAGUUGUUGGUUGUGAAGUGGAAAUUGGUUUUAACUAACGUUCACCUUAGGAGAAGAACAAGACAGGGGUGGGACUUGUGUUACCAACCAUUGAUGGGCUAUUGAUGGAUCAAAUUUCUGGAUAAGGAGGUGGUACUUCAAGGCCUAUUUAUCAAGAUUCUUCUUCAGCUUGAAAUGGCAGUGGCUGGUCUAGAGUUAAAGUCAUUUAAGAUCACACACAACACUAAGUUGCAAGACCUGUUUAUACCAUUUUGGAGAUGGAAUCCAUCACGAGAUAAAGGAGGGGAUCCUGCAGUAAUGCCAGCAGUCGCAGUGACAAACUCCUUAAUGGUCACUACAACACAUACAAGGUUCUAUUUUGGAGCAAUUAUUGUUAUUCAUAUAAUUAUAAAUUACCAUAUCGGAAAGGAGUUUGACUACGACCAAUUAAAAGUUCUAUGUGCUGGGAAUGAUACGAUGUGGGUGAUCUUUUUGCACUGAAGUGCAAAAUUCAUCUACUUCCUACAGGCUUCUGGAGUGCAAUAACUGUUCAAUGGAUAAAUGUGGACUUCACAUAAGUGUUGCUGGUUAGUUUUCACUUUCAGAUUCUAGCGCAGUUGAAGAGUCAAAGUGGUCCGGGCAACUCCAAGAUCAAGCAACUUGCACCAAAUUCUAAUGGUCAGCUCGAGAGGAUACUUGUGCGUAUUCACAGUCAGGUUGGGGCUUUUCAUGUGCAGGCUACAAGAUCAAUUCACACUGCAACUGCUCCAGCCUUUGUCAUCAUAUGCCCAUUAUCUUAUGUGUGAAACUUCUCUAUGGUGGUCAGAAAUCUACAUCAGCCUUUGUACAAGCCUGGCAGCCAAAAUUUUCGUCAGAUAUUCGAGUUGUUCUGUCUUACCUUCAUCCUUGAGGACAAGGACGGUUUCAAGGGGAGUGGAAUGCCAUGUGUACAGGGGUGCCCGUACCUUAUGUGUGUGGGUAAUUAGUAGUAUCUAGUGGGGUGUGAUGGGUGGUUUAGAUUAGCCCACGUGGGUAGUUUAUGAUCGUCGGAUAUUGAAAGAGAGAGAGGGAGAUUGUGCUUGAGUUAUAUACUCUCAUACCCUGUAAUGAAACUCUUAUACCCUGUAAUGAAACUCUUAUGAGAAGAUUUAUGAAUAGAAUAGCUUAGUUUAGCA
Messenger RNA from Papaver somniferum (opium poppy), 3393 nucleotides. RefSeq lists its product as uncharacterized. Bases 1372 to 2235 code for a protein of 287 amino acids. The record is from RefSeq and is a predicted model, not a curated record. The transcript is spliced from 2 exons. Lineage: Eukaryota; Viridiplantae; Streptophyta; Magnoliopsida; Ranunculales; Papaveraceae.